AUGCCCAGAAAGGUGACUCAGAGCACGCAGACAAAACGUUCAUUAAGUAAGGAGUUAGAUUUAGAGGCCUUGCUGCUGGAGCUGGGCGAGUUUGGCCUCUACCAGCGCUGGGUGUUCGUGUACCUGGGGUUGGCCAUCAUAUUCACCAGCAUCUACAACUGUCAAUAUGUGUUUACUGCUGCCGGUGACAAUUACAGACUACAAGAGGAGUCACACACAGCUGACUUAGUGCCCUUCUUUAGGUGCAAAGUACCCGCAUGCGAACAAUCUCCGCCAGUUUAUGACUCACUACCUUGGGGAAGAUUUGCGUUGCCAUCGACUGGGUACGACUGCUACCAGAAAAUACCCAUCGGCAAGAGCUGCGCGCCUGAGAGCUUUUCUAACAAAACCCGUCGCUGCUACUCCUGGGUCUAUGAAGAAGGACUUAGUUUAGUAGCUGAGUUUGAUUUAGCGUGUCAGGAGUGGAAGCGCACCCUAGUGGGCACCAUCCACAACUUCGGCGUGUUCCUGGCUAUACCUCUCACUGCUGCGGUUUCUGAUACAUAUGGCCGGCGUUUCGCGCUGAUCGGCACCUGUGUAGCUCCGGCUUUCUUCGGUCUAAUGCGAGCGUUUUGCAACAAUUACAUACUAUACUUGUUUUUGGAGUUCGUUGAAGCACUGGUCGGCAAUGGCACAUACAGCACUGCGUUCAUUUUAGCUCUUGAGAUAGUGGGUCUGAAGAUGCGAGUGCUCGGCGGCAACAUAAUCCAGAGCACGUAUGCGCUGGGGCAGAUACUGACCGCAGUCAUCGCCUGGAUAGCGCCUUACUGGCGGACUUUUACCAUCGCCAUAUUUAGUCCCUCUUUCCUAUUCAUUUUCUACAUAUUUUUCGCGGAGGAAAGUUUCCGGUGGUUGAUCAUCAAGGGAAAAGACGAUGAAGCUGCCAGAAUUCUUCUUAAAAUAGCAAAGUGUAACAAAGUACAGCUUUUACCUGAAACAAAGGCAAUAUUGACCGGAGCUCCUAAAAAAAUUAUUAGAUCUACUACGAUUGUGACACGCAGUUUGUCACAGCGUCCCCAGCGCAAAGAGAAGAAUCUGAUAACGCAAGUACUGCAGUCCAGGACGAUGGUGUUCCGCAUCAGUGUGGUGUCGUUCUGGUGGGUGUCGGUGACCAUGAUCUACUACGGCCUGUCCAUCAACUCGGUCUCGCUGAUGGGCAACAAGUACGUCAACUAUAUGAUGACGGCAUUUGUCGAGAUCCCUGGCGCAUUUCUUUGCUUUCUGACCCUCGACCGAUUCGGAAGGAAAAGCUCUAUAAUGACAAGCUUUUUCGUCUGUGGCAUAUCGUUGCUCGUGCUACCGGUUGUAAAUAACCAAACCUUAAUGGUAACCCUGACUUUGGUGGGCAAGAUGAUGAGCAGCCUGAUCUUCUGUGGUAUUUACAUUUACACAGUCGAGUUGUUCCCUACGAACGCGCGCCACCGGCUGCUGGGAUUCUGUUCCAUGACGGGCCGCAUCGGGUCCAUGUGCGCGCCGCAGACACCUCUGUUGAUGGCGUACAUGAAGUCCCUCCCGUACCUUUUGUUCGGGUCGCUGGCUGGGGCGUCGGGGUUGCUGAUGCUGCUGACUCCGGAGACUCUGCACAUGAAGCUGCCCGACACCAUCGCGCAGGCUGAGCAGAUGACCCUCGCUGGCCGUACUAACAAACCGACCAAUUUGAUCGUCUCGUAA
Molecule: messenger RNA, 1710 nt
Organism: Spodoptera exigua (beet armyworm)
Lineage: Eukaryota; Metazoa; Arthropoda; Insecta; Lepidoptera; Noctuidae
Source: the annotation of a GenBank genome assembly